UGUACGACUAAAAGCUUAACUCCUGCGAGCAAAGGGUCUCCGUUCGUCAAAACGAUCUCCUCCAAGGAAAUUUCAAGUAAGUGUUUGGCCCACUGGCCCACAAGAACGAUCCUGCGAUCUUCACUCUUUCCUCGUCUUGGUGAUUGUGUGAAAGGUUCAAAGGUUCAUUCCAGAUCUUUGGCCAUUGCAACUGCUUGUGAGAGAGGCGAGCCUGGCUUAGCCAAACCUUGCUAUCCAGUCUUUUGAAAAGAUUCUGCGUCUGUUUUUUUACUCUGUGAUUGGUUGGCUUGGCUUGUGUUUGUUGUCAUUGCAAAACGAUGCCCAGCAAACGCAACAGCAAGUUGUACUCUCAACCACCACCACUGUCACCACCACAACAACGACGCCAGCAAUCAGAGAGUUGGGAAGAUUUUCAUCAGCAAUACCAUUCGGAACAGUUUCGCUACUCUGCCAACAAUCCUUCUAUUCUGCGACGAAUGGGCAGUGGCAACAAUGCUCCUCCCUUUCGUACCUUUCUUUCCAAGGAAUCUUCCUCCAAGUUGUCUUUGGUAGAUCAGAUUCUGUUGCGCCGCGACGACAGCAUGUCAUCUUGUAGCAGCAAUAGCGGCAGCGAACGCGGACGACGAAUGUCGGAGAGCGCUGGUGGGCGGCCAGGACGACGAAGACGAUGCAAAGGCAACAUCAAGAUUGGACAACCACCGAAGCAAGCCAAGACAUGGACGUUUCCCUCCCUAGGCUUUUCUAAAUCACCCUCUUCUACCGGUACCAAAUGAUCAAACAUUGGCCAGCAAACUAGCCAGCGGGUAGGCAUUGCACCUGUAGUCCUCCCUGAUCCCAGACCCAAGGGACGGUACUGGUACCCUUUCAAGUAGAAGAAACUUUUAGUCUUUCAUUGAAUCCGGUCCUGCCAAGCAAGUGUACAGUACUGGAGUGACAAUGGAAGAUAUAAGACACUAAUAUGCAUUUAAAAUCUAACUGUUAGGAAGCAAUUCAAUCUUCCG
Molecule: messenger RNA, 1001 nt
Organism: Seminavis robusta
Lineage: Eukaryota; Bacillariophyta; Bacillariophyceae; Naviculales; Naviculaceae
Source: the annotation of a GenBank genome assembly